Magnolia sinica is the source of this 1456-nucleotide messenger RNA. RefSeq names its product probable 1-acylglycerol-3-phosphate O-acyltransferase. The transcript has 9 exons. NCBI's taxonomy places the organism in Eukaryota, Viridiplantae, Streptophyta, Magnoliopsida, Magnoliales, Magnoliaceae. Bases 43 to 1281 code for a protein of 412 amino acids. Gene Ontology annotation, molecular function: A2-type glycerophospholipase activity. The record is from RefSeq and is a predicted model, not a curated record.
UGCAUAAAAUCGUAAUCGGGUCGAGCCCGGGUCGUGGAAUGAAUGAACGGGCGUUGGUCGACUAGCAGCUCUCUUUCUGUAAUCGCCAGAAGAAUGGCCGAGGAAAUCAGCGGCAGCAGCAGCAGUAGCCAGGCCCACGUCGUUGGAUCUUCCUCUGCCACUGGAUCUCGGUGGCCCACCCUUCUCCGAUGGAUCCCCACCUCUACCGACCACAUCAUCGCUUCCGAGAAGCGCCUCCUCUCCCUCGUCAAAACUGCAUAUGUUCAAGAACAGGUGAAUAUAGGAUCAGGCCCACCAGGGUCGAAAGUCAGAUGGUUCAGGUCUUCCAGUGAUCAACCAAGGUUUAUCAAUACUAUUACCUUUGACAGUAAGGAGAACUCCCCAACUCUGGUUAUGGUUCAUGGGUAUGCUGCUUCCCAAGGUUUCUUCUUCCGGAAUUUCGAUGCUCUUGCCAGUCGUUUCAGGGUCAUCGCUAUUGAUCAGAUCGGGUGGGGUGGUUCAAGUAGACCCGAUUUUACAUGUAAAAGCACUGAAGAAACCGAGGCAUGGUUUAUCGAUUCUCUUGAGGAAUGGCGAAAAGCUAAAAACCUCAGUAAUUUUAUUUUACUUGGACAUUCUUUUGGGGGAUAUGUUGCUGCUAAGUAUGCUCUCAAGCAUCCUGAACAUAUUAAACACUUGAUUUUGGUGGGUCCUGCUGGAUUUUCAUCAGAGUCAGAUAACAAGUCAGAAUGGCUGACAAAAUUUAGAGCAAGCUGGAAAGGUGUUAUCAUGAAUCAUCUCUGGGAGUCCAACUUCACUCCACAGAAGAUUAUCCGAGGUUUAGGGCCUUGGGGUCCAGAUUUGGUUCGAAAGUAUACAACUGCCAGAUUUGGAAUGUAUUCAACUGGAGACAUAUUGAAUGAAGAAGAGUCACGGUUGCUAACAGAUUAUGUGUAUCAUACUUUGGCUGCCAAAGCUAGUGGAGAAUUGUGCUUGAAGUAUAUAUUUUCUUUUGGAGCAUUUGCACGGCAGCCCCUUCUGCACAGUGCAUCAGAAUGGAAAGUCCCUACUACAUUUAUCUAUGGAUAUCAAGAUUGGAUGGAGUACCAAGGGGCGCAGAAAGCUCGAAAGCAGAUGAAGGUCCCAUGUGAAAUCAUAAGAGUUCCGAAGGCAGGGCACUUUGUAUUCAUUGAUAAUCCGUCUGGAUUCCAUUCGGCUGUUUUCCACGCUUGCCGCAGAUACCUCUCAAUGGAUCAGGAUGACGAGAGCGAACCUCUUCCCGAUGGCUUGACAGCUGUCUAAAGUAUGUUUAUUGCUGUAGCAUGAGAUGAUCUGUUUUAUGAUAUAAUAUAUUCAAUUCAAUUCUCUUAUAACUUGCAUUAUCAGAUCCAAAAUCCCUCUUGUAUAUGGAACCCUGUACAGUAUGCGAAGUCGAAGUAAUGUCGCGAAAGUAAUAAAAAAAGCUGUUUGUUAUUUA